UCCAGAGACUCUUUCGGUACAAAGUUAAGUUCAAUUAAAAAAAUACAAGAUGAUCCUCCCCGUGGCCCUCAUUUCUACGUGUUUCCUAAUUUCUGCCUGCCUGGGAUCGAAAGAAACCUGCCAUCCCCUGGAAGACGAGUGCGAGACCAUUAUUGUGCAACGGUACUUCGAGAAUUGCCACAAGAAGGAUGACCUACUCUUAAAGUGCAGGACAGACUUCUCGGAACUUCAGAAACGACAUUCAGACUUGCAGAGCAAGGAUGCCCAGAAUUCAAAAUUCCAACAGGGUUUUUUGGACUUGAUGAAAGACCAUUUGGAAGUGCUGAGUAAACUUAGAGAUAGUGAAGUUAAAUAUGAGCAAAUGAUAAAUCAAAAAAAUGGGGAAAUCGACCUGCUAAGAAAUCAAAUUAAUGACCAAAAGAAAACAAGUGACUUUGCUAAUUUAACUAAUCAGUUCCGCGAAGACAUUGCCAAGUUGGAGAAAAUAGUAAACAUUGGAGGAUCGGAUGAAAAUAAUCUAACAAAGGCGGAAGUAAAAACUGGAAAGCUCCAAACUACUCCGCUGCUUAAUAUUAAUAAUCAGACGACAUCGAAAACAGAAACUAUAGAUUUUCCAGAAAUUUGUCCACGAAGUCAAGUUAAUUUCUACUUUUUCCGCGAAAUCCAACUUCCUGGCUCAGACCCGUUUAAAAUGGUUUGUAUGUCAGAUUUGGAGCUUGGAUCUAGAUGGUUGAAUGUUUAUAGAAAAUAUGAUGAUUCAAAAACAUUUAAUCGCACGUAUGAGGAUUAUCAACGUGGAUUCGGUGAUGCAGAAACUGGAGAGUUUUUUAUUGGACUGAAUCGCUUGCACUAUCUGGCCAGUGGAAAGCCUCAUGAAGUGGUUUUAUACGCCGGUUGGGGGACAAGAAGAUGUGACCACUUUGUUGUGGGCGAUAGAAGCGAAGGGUACAAGCUAAAUAUUAUUGGCAAUUGUACUGGAGAAGACGUAUGGAUACUCCCUAGGCAGGGCACCAAAUUUUCUUCCUUCGAUCAAGAUGAGGAUGGAGUUCCUGGUCGUAAUUUGGCGAAGGAAGUGGGCUAUGGCUGGUGGUUCGACCCCGACAUGAGCCCCAAGAAGGAUAGCAUUCGGAUGUUCAUCCGAAGAACCGAUUAA
This is a messenger RNA of Drosophila bipectinata, 1153 nucleotides long. RefSeq names its product fibrinogen alpha chain-like. The record is from RefSeq and is a predicted model, not a curated record. Lineage: Eukaryota; Metazoa; Arthropoda; Insecta; Diptera; Drosophilidae.